Molecule: messenger RNA, 625 nt
Organism: Magnolia sinica
Lineage: Eukaryota; Viridiplantae; Streptophyta; Magnoliopsida; Magnoliales; Magnoliaceae
Product: SKP1-like protein 1A
Exons: 3
Coding region: 140-625 (161 amino acids)
Biological process (GO): SCF-dependent proteasomal ubiquitin-dependent protein catabolic process
Cellular component (GO): cytoplasm; nucleus
Molecular function (GO): cullin family protein binding
Source: RefSeq, a predicted model, not a curated record
GUUAGCUGAUAAGGUGAGUUUCAAGGUUAGCUCAGGUAAGUUGACUUAUGCAGAUUCUAAUUCUAAAUAAAUUAGAUUUUUAUAAUUUUCUAAUUCUAAUUAUAAAUAAAUUAGAUUUUUAUAAUUUUGAACUGCUUAUAUGUUGAACUUAUGUCAGAUUUCGUACUGGUCCAUAUCCAUAUCUUAUAGGAAGGUGACCCUGAAGAGCUCGGAUGGCAAAGAGUUCGUGAUCGAUGAGGCGGUGGCCCUCGAAUCGCAGACAAUCAAGGACAUGAUCGAGGAUUACUGCACGGACAACAGCAUCCUCCUCCUCAACGUCACUAGCAAGAUCCUCUCCAAGGUCAUUGAGUACUGCAAGAAGCACGUUGAGGCGGAUGCCAGCAAUGACCACUCCAGCGACGAGGAGCUCAAGGCCUGGGAUGCGGAUUUCAUCAAGGUCGAUCAGGCGACCCUCUUUGAUCUUAUCAAGGCAGCGAAAUAUUUGAACAUUCAGAGGUUGCUCCACCUGACUUGCAGGACAUUGGCUGACCUGAUGAAGGGAAAGACUCCUGAGGAGAUCCGCCGGACAUUCAACAUAAAGAAUGAUUUCACCCCUGAGGAAGAGAGCCAAUGGGCUUUUGAGUAA